AUGUAUGUCAUAGAUUUAAGGAAACUUCGUGCUAGAGAUCUCGGUAUUCCAUUUGACGGCACACCCGGUAAAUACAAUGCAAUAACAGAUGUCGAAGGUGUUCAAGUUGGCUUUAAAACAAUUAUCCAAGGUGAUUCUGUUCGGACGGGUGUUACUGCUAUAUUUCCACGUGGAACUGAUUUUACUACUCGGCAAUCUCCUUGUUUUGCAAAUUGGUUUAGUUUGAACGGAAAUGGUGAAAUGACUGGCAUACAUUGGUUGACAGAAUCUGGCUUUCUUACUAGUCCAGUCUUAAUUACAGGUACAACCUCUGUCGGCAUUGCUCAAAAUUCUAUUAUUAAAUGGUUUCUGAAGAAAAAUGAUUCUACCACGAUGUUCGACAUGGACGAUGUGCUUUUACCUAUUGUUGCUGAAACGUGGGAUGGAGAUUUGCAUGAUGCUUUUGGAUUUCAUUUGGAAGAACAACAUGUAUUUGAUGCAUUAGACAAUGCCAGAGAGUCCGGUCCAUUUGUUCAAGAAGGAAGUGUGGGAGGUGGAACGGGUAUGGUUUGUUUUGAUUAUAAAGCAGGAACAGGAACAAGUUCAAGAAUAACCGAAGGAUUAAAUUAUACAGUGGGCGUUUUAGUACAAGCAAAUUUUGGACUGAAGGGACAAUUAAUUAUUGCGGGUGUCCCUGUUGGUAAAGAACUAAUAAAAAUGGAAACGAAUUCUACUGUUCGAGAUAAAGAUGCUGGGUCGAUUAUCGCCAUAUUGGCUACCAAUGCUCCACUGCUACCCCAUCAAUUGAAACGUCUCGCGACUAGAGUGUCACUUGGAAUAGGUAAAUUGGGUAGCAGAGCUUCUGAUUCAUCGGGGGAUAUUUUCUUGGCUUUUUCUACAACUAAUGUUUUGGAUGUAACAUCAACCACCAAAACACUAGCUUUUCAAACAGCAAUUAAAUUUCAUAAUAAUAGGUAA
Messenger RNA from Rotaria sp. Silwood1, 957 nucleotides. NCBI's taxonomy places the organism in Eukaryota, Metazoa, Rotifera, Eurotatoria, Philodinida, Philodinidae. The record is from the annotation of a GenBank genome assembly.